ACACUCCACACAAAUCAAUCAUUCCUUUCUUCUCGCGUUCUUAUCUUUCCUAAUAAAGUAAACAUCACGGACAAUUAGUUGCCGAAACACAUCCCAAUUUUUGUGUUUACUACAAUUUCAAAAUUUUUGUAACAAAAAUAAUCCUUGAAAACCAAUCAAUAAAACUCCCAUUUUGUUUUGUAAAUAAAUUUAUGUACCUAAAUAAUGAGGCUUCUUUCAUAAUAAAGAAAAAACGCACGUUUUUACUUGGUUUUUAAAAAAAGUUACUGUUCUGACAUAAUUUACAUAAUUCUGGUUGGUCCGGAAUUUUGGGACUACUAAAAAACCACCAACUAUAACAAAUAUUAAGAAUUACCCAACAAACUACCAAAAAUGGAUAGUAUGAUGAUCCAAAAGGAUUUUAUACUAGCCCCAGGAGAAGAAUAUGUGCAAUGCCCGUAUAAUUUCGCACACAUUGUGACAAACGCUAAAUUUAUCGUACACUUAACCAAGUGCAGGAGGGAUUAUGAAAAGGAACGUGAAAAAGCUGGCAAACGGGUGAAAAUGCUAGCCUGUCGGUUUAACGAUACCCACAUCGUAAUUGCCCCCGAAAUUAAAUUUCACGAAGAAAGGUGUAAGGACAGAUUCAACGUGGUGGAAACCGUACGAUAUCACACGAGUGAGGAGUUUUCCCGUAAAUUGGACGACGACGAACGCCGCCGUAAGGAAGAUCGGAAGCGAAGUAAGAAGCAUAAAAAACACAAGCAUCACGAUCGCGACAGAAAACGUCGAAGUAGCAGCAGCGGAAAAGAGCGUGGGAGUGAAAAGCAUCGGAAUGGUGACAACCCCAACAAGGACAAAGAAAAAGACCGUGGAGUGGAGCGAGUUCUUCGGAUAGAUAUCUAUCCAGAGCAAGAUGACGCGAAUAACAUGAAUAAUAACGGCCGAGGGCCAGGAGGGGUAUUUAGCAACGGACGGGGAGGAGGAAGAGGGGGAGGGGCAUUCAAUAACCGGGGAGGAGGAGGGGUAUCUAAUAACGGCUGGGGAGGAGGAGGAGGAGGAGUAUUUAAAGAUUAUGGUCAUGGUCACAUUGAUAACCGGUUUAGGGGAGAGAAACAGGAGGUGCGUCCACCGAAGAAACCAAAAUAUGAUAAGCAUGUCAUGUAUAACAACGGUGAGCAUGAAAAUAUGUGGGGCGACGAUGCAGAAGAUUGGGAGGCUGAGGCGAAAGGAAACGGGGCAGCUUACGAGCCACAGGAAGCAAUUAAAGAGAAAGUAAUUCUAUAUCAGCCAGGAGGACUUAGCAAAGCUGAACGGAAACAGUACAGAGCAGACCAAAAACUCCGAGCUGCACGCUUAGCAGAUUCCGGACAUGACUCGGAGGACAGCAACGAUCGAGGAGAUCCACAUCCCGUCAGCAAUAAGACAGAUCCAGACUUUGCUGAAGCAACAACAAAUUUUGAACAAGUGGAUCCUGGCAACUUCUUUAAAACUUGUCCUCCACCCGAGGACGAUUUCUGGAAGUCGCCACCACCUUCCGAUUAUGAACCAAUUCCAUCAAAAAGAAAUAGUUUCAAUUAUGAACGAACUACAUCAGCAAGAAAUGAUUUCAAUUAUGAACCAAUUUCAUCAAAACGAAAUAGUUUCAAUUAUGAACCAAUUACAUCAAAACGAAAUGAUUUCAGAUAUGAACCGACUCCAUCAGCAAGAAAUGAUUUCAAAUAUGAACCCAGCCCCCCAGCAAAGGUGGAGUUUAAAUAUGAACCACCCAUUUUACUGAAAGUAUCCCCUCCUCCAAAAAUCGAAGAAGAUUCAGAGAAAGAGGAUGGAGAAUGUACUGAUGAAGAAUUUGAGGCUUUUAUUGGUGAAGAUCCCUUCAGCUAAACUAAAUAUUUGUGGGGAAACUUUUGAUACUUUGGAUUUCAACUUGACUGUUCUUUGAUUUAUAUUUCGUUACAUUUACAUAUAGUUAUUAUAAUAUUUGUUUUUAAAUCUCUUAAAUAUCUCUUUUUUUAAGUCUCGAGUCCCGACGUGAAAAUUGGAUUUUUUCUCGUAUCGCAAUCGCAUCGCAAGAAUUUGUUUAGGUUUCAGGGGAGUUAAAAAUAUGACCAAAAUCAGAUUCCACUUCUCUUGGAUUUCGACAUGUGUAAAUCAAUCCAACUAUAAUUUUAAAAGGAAACGUAUCUUGUGACAUGUCUCGUCUUUGAAUGUGUUUGACAUUUUAGACCCAAAAUUGUAAAAUUGCUGCGUUUAUCUAUUUCAGUUUUAACGAUAUUCGGGAUAAAAUUAAUAUUGGUAAAUAUCUGUAUCUUAACUUUACUUUUGAAAUAUUUUUAAAAAUGACUCCAAUUCCUUAACGCAAAUAGUGUAAAGUGUCCACAAAAAAAUUAAAUGUUGUUUUACUAAAUGGUAAGAUAAUUUUAGUCCAAGUAGAUAUAGAUAUACAUACAAUUCGUGCUAAACUGGAAUAAAAAGGGUAUCGUCCCCCUACUCUAGAAUCCAA
Messenger RNA from Folsomia candida, 2482 nucleotides. RefSeq names its product pre-mRNA-splicing factor cwc25. The record is from RefSeq and is a predicted model, not a curated record. The coding region runs from base 373 to 1863 and encodes 496 amino acids. The transcript has 4 exons. NCBI's taxonomy places the organism in Eukaryota, Metazoa, Arthropoda, Collembola, Entomobryomorpha, Isotomidae.